Scomber japonicus (chub mackerel) is the source of this 1012-nucleotide messenger RNA. RefSeq names its product ER membrane protein complex subunit 10 (gene emc10). Bases 27 to 797 code for a protein of 256 amino acids. The record is from RefSeq and is a predicted model, not a curated record. The transcript has 7 exons. Gene Ontology annotation, cellular component: EMC complex. Lineage: Eukaryota; Metazoa; Chordata; Actinopteri; Scombriformes; Scombridae.
GUCUUCCGGUACCCGUUGCUGUCAAAAUGGCUCGUCUACUGUCAUUUCAUAUCGCAGUUAUUUCUGCUGUUUUAUUCUUUUUAUGCACGAAUUUUGUCUGCUGCAACAACGGCAGAAGGGUUGGAGAUUCAUUAGAGUCUGAGUUCGGCGGCUUCUCUGUGCCUCUUGAACAUUCAUUUGAAGUCGAUGAUGUAGCUAAAUUUCGGACACGUGGAGCACUGAUAUUAAAAGCUGGACGGGAGCCGGGCGUCUCACUGAGUCAGAACCAGCUAUCAGAGGAGGACAGAGCCAAACUGAAGGAAGUGGCAGCCGUGGACGGUCUGUACAGAAUCAGAGUGCCUCGUGUUUUCCUGCAGUCGGACCGACAGACAGAGCGGCAGAUGGAAGGACACCUCACAGCGUUUGUCAGAGCUUGUGCCAUGGUUGAGUCCCAUCUGAGCGACGUGAUCAGCCUCCACACCGACGUCUCCGGGUACCUCAUCGGCGUUUCCAUAGUGACGUUACCUGGAGCCUGCAGGGGCACCGAGGUGGAGGAUGAGGUCGAUCUGGAGGUUUUCAACACCACACUCAGCUUCGUGGCUCCCGUCAACGCCCCUGGACCUGAGACGGCUCUGUUCCUCGAACGAUUGGAACAAGAAACAGAGAAGAAAGGGAAGAAUCCACAAGAGCAGAAGUCUUUCUUUGCUAAAUACUGGAUGUACAUCGUGCCUCUCGUUCUCUUCCUGAUGAUGUCCGGUGCUCAGGACCAAUCAGGAGGAGGAGCCGGGGGCGGAGCAGCUAACGGAGGUGGCCGAUGAUCAACAAGCUAACACACCUUUCUUUCUUUUUUGUCUUUUUUUUUUUUUUUGUGGACAUUUAUUGAACAAUAACUCUCUUGGAACAGUUUUUAAUUGCUGUACAUAACGCUAUUUAAGGAAGAUUAACGUCCGUCUCAUACAGUGUAGAGAAGAUAAUGUGCCCUGCUGAUGAAUGCGUUUUAAUAUUAAUGUGAAAAUAAAGUAUUUAUUACUUG